CGUGCUCUCUUCUCUUCCCCUCGCCAUUACCCUCUCUCUCUUGCAUGCCCUUCUCUCCCAUUUUCCGUCAAUGCGUCGUGCGUUUCGUGUGGCGUGGGCAUGUUCUUGCGCCCUUCGUUUGAGACCAAGAGGGCUGUGGGAUUUCGGAGUUUUUUCCGGUUUUUUUUGGUCCCGCAUGUUGUUUUCGUCCGGUUCUUUGUCUUGGGAAGGAAAGGGUGUCUUGAAAAUGCUCGUGCAUUGGUGGUUCCCUCGUCAAGGUUGGAAUUUGCGAAGUGGGUUGUUGGCCUUUCGUGGUGAUGCUGCGUUCUGGGUCGGACGAGGACCCUGCUCCUGUUGUUCUGCAUGUAACGAUACUUUUUGGGAGAUAGAUGCUUUGUGGAGUGGGUGAAGUGAGGGCAUUUGCUGUCACAGUAGUGAAAGUAGCCAACUCCUUAGGCUAAUAACCAGCCUAACUGUUCCUCGGGUUAAUCGGAGUCGAGCGAACUCUUGGCGGCGAUGGUUGUUUCGAGUCUUGGAUAUGACUGGUUCUUGGUAGCUGUGAUAUUGUUGAGUUGAUUCGGUCGUUUCAUAAUGUGAAUGAUUCUUUCACCGUGUAAGUUAACCAAAUCUCUGAGAAAGUGAAGAAAUUGACUAUAGUCCCUGUUGACUAAAUAUGUUGAGAACUUGUAUGGCGGACUGGGAAAGUAGGAGAUUCUCCAUUUUUCCUUGUAAUAAGGUUGAUUGCCGUAAUGUUCACGAUUGUGAUCUCCCCAUUUUGCAGCUGGAAUUUACAAUUCACGUGUGCUGGAGACAUGGUUGCUAAUUUUGCACGAGUUGUUGCCCCUUGAGAGAAUUAGGGGUUUUAGUAGAACUGACUGAUUGCAUCUUAUGGCGGCAGAGCCGUGCGGUGGUGGUAGAUCAGUAGUGGACAAGAAGAGAAAGAGGAAGAGGAAGCCGAGGAAUAGAAAUGGUUUGGAUCUUAGGAUGGAUAAAGAGAAUAAUUUUCCAGAGAAAAAUUCAUCAGUGAACGUGAUUAUUGCUUUACCUCCUCCAUCUGAUUCCAGCUCAGCCCUGGAGAAUUCCAAUGCUCAGCCAUACAACGAAUUAAAUCCUUUACCUGCAAAGAGAAGGAAGAGGAAUAGGAAGAAGAAAAGAAAGAUCCAGGAAACAAGCACUACUCAAGGUGAUAUUGGUGCAGAAGUCCCAUCAAAUUCUGUUCUGCAAGCGAAUGAGCCGGACGUUAAAGAUAAUAUAACAUGUUCCUCUGGCAAUUCCCAUCAAAGUUUGGAUGAUGAGAAGAUUCGACCAACCGGUGAAACAAGCUGCCUUACCAUGAAGCAAAAGAGAAAGAUAGAGAAGAGAAAGUUGAGGAGCAGGAGGAAAAAAGAGGCAAGACUCUCUAGGAAGAGCAGUAAGCUCACUGAAGUCCCAAAUAAUGUUUCGCGAGUCGCUGAACUGGAUGAAAAUUUUCUGAAGGAAUCUUCCUCAACCAGUGGCAAGCAAAGUGACAUUAAGAAGAAUUUCUGUUCAUUAGAAAAAGAAGUUGUGCACGGAGAGGCUCAUACUAAAGAGACUUCCUUUCAUUCCGAUGAAGCUCAUAUCUCUCAUCUUUCAGAUGGCAAACCAGAGCAAGUAGAGGAAAGGAUACAAGCUGCAUCAGCCCAGGCUUCCAUGGGAAUCUUCAAUUUUUUUCUCAGCCUUUCAAGUAUUGGACCGCGUACUCUGGACAUGGAGGACAUGGGAGGACGAGGAAGUUGAGGACUAAUGGACUCGCCGUAGAGAAGUGUCGAAAACUUCCAUUUCAGGCCUCAAUUAGAAGUCUUGGAGAAGUUGUCCAGAGAGACCGCAGAGCCUGUACUCAUUCAUCCAGUUUGGCUUUAUGUUUUUUGUAAAUUCAUGUGAAGCUUCAGUAGAACGACCUCCUCUGCAAGUUUUUUGUUCCCAAAUCAACUCGUGAAGGUGUGUUAUCAAGGUUGUGUCUUUGUCAAGCUUGUUUGAUGAGAGACUGGCGGUCUUGCUCCUCAUUGUGAGCAUAUAUGUUCAUAAAAUAAUAUCACCUGAUAAUGCAUGUUUCUUUUGUUAA
Messenger RNA from Syzygium oleosum, 2062 nucleotides. RefSeq lists its product as uncharacterized. Bases 868 to 1737 code for a protein of 289 amino acids. The transcript is spliced from 2 exons. NCBI's taxonomy places the organism in Eukaryota, Viridiplantae, Streptophyta, Magnoliopsida, Myrtales, Myrtaceae. The record is from RefSeq and is a predicted model, not a curated record.